Messenger RNA from Triticum turgidum subsp. durum (durum wheat), 1878 nucleotides. Lineage: Eukaryota; Viridiplantae; Streptophyta; Magnoliopsida; Poales; Poaceae. The record is from the annotation of a GenBank genome assembly.
AUGCCGCCCUCGCUCCGCCUCCUCCUGCUGCUAGCCCUGGCCCUAGCUCUCACCCUCCCGCCCGCCGCGCCGCAGCCGGCGCCCGGGUCGGCGGCGCAGCCGCAGGAGGACGACGCCAAGUGCCUCCGCGGCGUCAAGAGCGACCUCAGGGACCCCGAGGGCCGCCUCUCCUCCUGGACCAGCAACACCUCCGCGGGCGCCGUCUGCGACUUCUCCGGCAUCUCCUGCUGGAACCCGCAGGAGUCGCGCAUCCUCGCCGUAUCCCUCUCCGGCUUCGGCCUCCAGGGCAAAAUCCCCCCCGCGCUCCAGUACUGCCGCUCCGCCAACACGCUCGACCUCUCCUCCAACGCGCUCGAGGGCCAGAUACCGCCCGCGCUCUGCGACUGGAUCCCCUUCGUCGUCAACCUCGACCUCUCCGGCAACCGCCUCACCGGCCCGCUCCCCUCCGAGCUCGCCAACUGCCGCUUCCUCAACUCGCUCAAGCUCAGCGACAACGCCUUCUCCGGCCAGAUCCCCGCCUCCCUCGCGCGCCUCGACCGCCUCAAGGCGCUCGACCUCUCCGGGAACCACCUCGAGGGCCAGAUCCCGUCCCAGCUCGGCUCUGCCUUCUCCAAGGACUCCUUCUCCGGGAACUCGGGCCUCUGUGGCCACCCUGUGUCCUCGCGCUGCGGCGGCGGACUUGGGGGCACCGGCCUCGGCAUCGUUAUUGCUGCCGGGGUCUUCGGCGCCGCCGCUUCGCUGCUCCUCGCCUUCUUCUUCUGGCGAUGCACCGGGAAGGGCAAGGCUGGCCGCCGCCGCCAGGGCCGCGGGGGAAGCGAGUCGGAGGUUACUGCCGCCGAAGACGGGAGCUGGUGGGCGGAGCGCCUGCGGGCCGCACACAACCGCCUGGCCCCGGUGUCCUUGUUCCAGAAACCGAUCGUCAAGGUCAAGCUUGCCGACCUGCUGGCAGCCACACAGGACUUCAGCACAAGCCACAUCGUGGUGGCCGGGAGCUCGCGGGCAGGGACCGCAUACCGGGCCGUGCUGCGCGACGGGUCUGCGCUGACGGUGAAGCGCCUGCACUCAUGCCCUCUCUCAGAGAAGGCGUUCAGGUCGGAGAUGGGGCGGAUUGGGCAGCUGCGCCACCCCAACAUCGUGCCGCUGCUGGGGUUCUGUGUUGUUGAGGAGGAGCGGCUGCUGGUGUACAAGCAUAUGGAGAGUGGGGCUCUUUCCAAGGUGAUGAAGGAGCCAGGGGAGACAUUGCUGGAUUGGGCGACGCGGCUCAGGAUUGCUGUUGGGGCGGCGCGUGGUCUUGCGUGGCUGCACCAUGGUUUCCAGAUGCCACAGAUUCACCAGAACUUGAGCUCAAGCGCGGUGCUUCUCGACGAGGACUAUGAGGCUCGGAUCACAGAUGUUGGGCUCACAAGGCUGGUCCGGAUGGCCCCAGGUGAAGGUGGAGAUACAAGCCCCUUCCUCAAUGGCGACUUCGGGGAGUUUGGGUAUGUUGCCCCAGAGUAUGCUAGCAAUCCAGUUGGUACCAUGAAGGGUGAUACAUAUGCUUUUGGGGUCAUACUAUUGGAGCUCGUGAGCGGGCAGGAGGCUGCCUCUGUGUCAAGUGAUGUGGGUGAAGGAUUCAAGGGGACAUUGGUGGAUUGGGUAUAUCAGCUCAAGAGCACCGGCCGAAUCGCCGAUGCUGUGGAUAAGUCAUUGAAGGGCUCUGAUGCAGAGAUCAGCGAGUUCUUGAAGGUGGCUUUUCAGUGUAUUGUGGCUCGGCCAAAGGAGAGGAUCUCAAUGUACAGGGUUUACCACUCUCUGAAGAGCAUUGGAACGGGCCGUGAUGUCUCGGAGCAGUUUGACGAAUUUCCGCUGGCCUAUAACAAGGACGACGCGGACACCUGA